AUCCCCACCAAGAGCAACGAUGAAGGGCGUAGCGGUGGCAGCGAUCGCCGCAGGGUGCGUUUGCUCGACAACGACAACGACCGCCUUCAUCGUGGGAGGAGGAGGUCCGGUCGCUUCUUCCGUACGCAGUAGCAACAGCAGGAAAGGGGCAUCCGCGGGCAGGCGUGCUUCGGCCAGGCGGGGGGGUGCUUCCACCCUGCGGUGCGCGGCGGCCGCUACCGACUUCGACCUCAAGACUUACCUGGGUACGAAGAAGGAUUCGGUGGACAAGGCCCUCGACAAGGCCGUCGUGUCUACGAUGCCCCAGACAGACCAGGACGUCGUAUCUGGGGUGCCAACGGAUCAGAAGUGCAUCGGCUGGUGCUUGCUUGCUUGGCGUACAGAGCGAAAAGCGUCACUCGCUUUGGGAAGAGGGCAAAGGGGGGUAUGGACUGCAGUUUCGCGUGCCUCAAUUCACUACUCCCUGAUGGCCGGGGGCAAGCGCGUGCGGCCCAUCCUCACCAUCGCCGCCUGCGAGAUGUUCGGGGGCUCGAUGGAGGCCGCCAUGCCCACGGCCGUGAGCACGGAGAUGAUCCACACCAUGUCUCUCAUCCACGACGACCUUCCCGCAAUGGAUGACGACGACCUUCGCAGGGGAAUGCCGACGUGCCACGUGAAGUACGGGGAGGACAUCGCCAUCCUUGCAGGCGACGCGCUCUUGUCCAAGUCUUUCGAGCACUGCGCCAAGUUGUUGCUGCUUUUACUGCUGUCGUCGUUGUUGUCGUUGGCUUUCGUUGUGUGGUGA
Ectocarpus siliculosus is the source of this 784-nucleotide messenger RNA. The record is from the annotation of a GenBank genome assembly. Lineage: Eukaryota; Phaeophyceae; Ectocarpales; Ectocarpaceae.